Messenger RNA from Cercocebus atys (sooty mangabey), 6750 nucleotides. RefSeq names its product YEATS domain containing 2 (gene YEATS2). The transcript has 30 exons. NCBI's taxonomy places the organism in Eukaryota, Metazoa, Chordata, Mammalia, Primates, Cercopithecidae. The record is from RefSeq and is a predicted model, not a curated record. The coding region runs from base 219 to 4502 and encodes 1427 amino acids. Gene Ontology annotation, cellular component: NuA4 histone acetyltransferase complex. Gene Ontology annotation, molecular function: histone binding. Gene Ontology annotation, biological process: regulation of transcription by RNA polymerase II; chromatin remodeling.
CCCGACGCGCCCGGCUGCUGACGUGCGGGGCGGAACGGGUCGGGCGGGUUCCACCGAUCUGUGUGCUUCCGCGGGCUGCGGGGGUCGCUGGGGCCUCGUGGCUGGCAGCUGCGCGGGGCUUCGCCCGUUCCCUCACCUCGCUCUGCCCUCUCGCGGCGCCCGGCGGGGCCCGCGCUGCAGCUGGAGACCCGGAGAAAGGUGAAGAACCGAAUGUCAUCAUGUCUGGAAUCAAGCGAACCAUCAAAGAAACCGACCCUGAUUACGAGGAUGUAUCUGUGGCCCUUCCAAACAAGCGGCAUAAAGCAAUUGAGAAUUCAGCUCGAGAUGCUGCUGUGCAGAAGAUUGAGACUAUUAUCAAGGAACAGUUUGCUCUUGAAAUGAAGAAUAAGGAACAUGAAAUUGAAGUCAUUGACCAGCGACUGAUCGAAGCAAGAAGGAUGAUGGAUAAACUGCGUGCCUGCAUUGUAGCAAACUACUAUGCUUCUGCAGGUCUUCUAAAAGUUUCUGAGGGAUCAAAGACAUGUGAUACAAUGGUUUUUAAUCAUCCUGCUAUCAAGAAAUUUUUGGAAUCACCAUCUAGGUCAUCAUCUCCUGCCAAUCAGAGAGCAGAAACACCAUCAGCCAAUCAUUCAGAAAGUGAUUCUUUAUCUCAGCACAAUGACUUCUUAUCUGACAAAGAUAAUAACAGCAAUAUGGAUAUAGAGGAGAGACUCUCAAACAACAUGGAGCAGAGACCAAGCCGAAAUACUGGAAGAGAUGCUUCUAGUGUUACUGGCUCCCAUAAAACAGAACAGCGGAAUGCUGAUCUCACAGAUGAGACUUCGCGACUUUUUGUAAAGAAAACAAUAGUAGUGGGCAAUGUGUCCAAGUAUAUACCUCCGGAUAAGAGGGAAGAAAAUGACCAGUCAACUCAUAAGUGGAUGGUAUAUGUCCGAGGGUCCCGUAGAGAACCCAGCAUUAAUCAUUUUGUCAAGAAAGUUUGGUUCUUCCUUCAUCCCAGCUAUAAACCAAAUGACCUUGUGGAAGUUAGAGAGCCUCCUUUUCACCUGACCAGAAGAGGCUGGGGUGAGUUUCCCGUCAGAGUUCAAGUUCACUUUAAGGACAGCCAGAACAAGCGGAUAGAUAUCAUACAUAAUCUGAAGCUGGAUAGAACUUAUACUGGCUUGCAGACUCUUGGAGCAGAGACGGUAGUAGAUGUUGAACUCCAUCGCCAUUCUCUGGGAGAAGACUGUAUAUAUCCUCAGUCCUCGGAGUCUGAUAUCUCUGAUGCCCCUCCAUCUUUGCCUUUGACCAUUCCAGCCCCAGUGAAAGCUUCUUCACCAAUAAAGCAGUCACACGAGCCAGUACCCGAUACCUCUGUGGAGAAAGCAGGAUUCCCAGCUGGCACUGAAGUUGAACGACACGCUCCGUUUUAUUCUUUGCCAUCUUCAUUGGAAAGAACACCCACCAAAAUGACAACAUCCCAGAAAGUUACCUUUUGUUCUCAUGGCAAUUCAGCUUUCCAGCCAAUAGCAUCAAGCUGCAAAAUUGUGCCACAAAGUCAGGUUCCUAAUCCCGAGUCACCUGGAAAGUCCUUCCAGCCCAUCACCAUGAGCUGCAAGAUUGUGUCAGGUUCCCCAAUAUCAACUCCAAGCCCAUCACCAUUGCCUCGAACCCCGACUUCCACUCCAGUUCACGUGAAGCAAGGCACUACCGGCUCUGUUAUUAAUAAUCCUUAUGUUAUCAUGGACAAGCAGUCGGGGCAGAUGAUUGGAGCCAGCACUCCCAGUACAGGAAGUCCUACAAACAAGAUCUCCACGGCUUCUCAGGUCUCCCAAGGAACAGGUUCCCCUGUUCCUAAAAUUCAUGGAAGUAGUUUUGUAACAUCUGCUGUCAAGCAGGAGGAUUCUUUGUUUGCAUCUAUGCCACCUCUUUGCCCAAUUGGGAGUCACCCUAAGGUUCAAAGCCCCAAACCUAUAACAGGAGGACUUGGAGCUUUCACAAAAGUGAUCAUCAAACAGGAACCUGGUGAAGCACCUCACGUGCCCGCGACAGGAGCUGCCAGCCAGUCACCACUCCCGCAGUAUGUGACUGUGAAAGGGGGUCACAUGAUAGCUGUGUCCCCUCAGAAACAGGUCAUAACUACUGGAGAAGGGAUUGCCCAGUCAACAAAGGUUCAGCCCUCCAAGGUUGUCGGGGUACCAGUUGGGUCUGCUUUACCUUCAACAGUGAAGCAGGCUGUGGCGAUCAGUGGUGGCCAGAUCCUGGUAGCCAAGGCCAGCUCUUCUGUCUCCAAAGCAGUUGGUCCAAAGCAAGUUGUGACCCAAGGAGUUGCCAAAGCAAUUGUGAGUGGAGGUGGAGGAACCAUUGUUGCUCAGCCAGUGCAGACCUUAACCAAGGCCCAGGUCACUGCCGCUGGUCCUCAGAAGAGUGGAUCCCAGGGUUCAGUAAUGGCAACAUUGCAGCUACCAGCCACUAAUUUGGCCAACUUGGCAAAUUUGCCUCCUGGCACUAAACUCUACCUAACUACAAACAGCAAGAACCCUUCAGGAAAAGGAAAACUGCUGCUGAUCCCUCAGGGAGCCAUCCUGCGAGCUACAAACAGUGCUAAUCUCCAGUCUGGCUCAGCUGCCAGUGGUGGGAGUGGUGCUGGAGGAGGAGGAGGUGGUGGAGGCGGUGGCAGUGGUGGAGGCAGCAGUGCAGGAGGAGGAGGAGGAACAGGAGGAGGAACAGCAGGAGGAGGAACUCAAAGUACCGCCGGCCCUGGAGGGAUAUCUCAGCACCUGACUUACACAUCUUACAUCCUCAAGCAAACUCCCCAGGGCACAUUUUUAGUUGGCCAGCCAUCACCCCAGACUUCUGGAAAACAACUCACCACUGGGUCAGUGGUCCAAGGAACGCUGGGAGUCAGCACGUCUUCUGCACAAGGACAACAAACGCUGAAGGUCAUCUCUGGACAGAAAACCACGCUGUUUACACAGGCAGCUCAUGGAGGACAGGCAUCUCUAAUGAAAAUAUCCGAUAGCACCUUGAAGACUGUGCCAGCCACCUCACAGCUCUCAAAGCCUGGAACCACAAUGCUGAGAGUAGCAGGAGGGGUUAUCACAACUGCCACUUCCCCAGCUGUGGCCCUCUCAGCAAAUGGUCCUGCACAACAGUCUGAGGGAAUGGCUCCCAUGUCUUCAUCUACGGUCAGUUCUGUAACGAAAACUUCUGGGCAGCCGCAAGUGUGUGUGAGCCAGACCACCGUGGGAACCUGCAAGGCUGCCACCCCCACCGUCGUCAGCGCCACGUCCCUCGUGCCCACACCAAACCCCAUCUCUGGGAAAGCCACAGUAUCAGGACUGUUAAAGAUUCACUCCAGCCAAGCCAGUCCCCAGCAGGCAGUCCUGACGAUUCCCAGCCAGCUCAAACCACUCAGCGUAAACACGUCUGGAGGGGUGCAGACGAUCCUAAUGCCUGUGAAUAAAGUGGUUCAGUCAUUUUCUACCAGCAAGCCACCUGCCAUUCUGCCUGUAGCUGCCCCAACUCCAGUUGUCCCCAGCUCUGCCCCAGCAGCUGUUGCAAAAGUGAAGACUGAACCAGAAACACCUGGACCGAGCUGCCUCUCUCAGGAGGGUCAGACAGCAGUGAAAACAGAAGAAAGUUCUGAGCUGGGAAACUAUGUCAUUAAGAUAGACCAUUUAGAGACUAUCCAGCAACUCUUAACAGCAGUAGUAAAGAAGAUUCCAUUAAUCACUGCAAAAAGUGAAGAUGCCAGCUGCUUUUCUGCAAAGUCUGUGGAGCAGUACUAUGGCUGGAACAUUGGAAAAAGGAGAGCCGCUGAGUGGCAAAGAGCAAUGACAAUGCGAAAAGUCUUACAAGAAAUCCUGGAGAAGAAUCCGAGAUUUCACCACCUGACUCCCCUCAAAACCAAGCACAUUGCUCACUGGUGCCGCUGUCAUGGCUACACCCCACCAGACCCUGAGAGCCUGAGGAAUGAUGGGGACUCCAUCGAAGAUGUGCUGACCCAGAUCGACAGCGAGCCUGAGUGCCCAUCAUCGUUCUCCUCUGCGGACAACCUCUGCCGCAAACUGGAGGACCUGCAGCAGUUCCAGAAAAGGGAACCCGAGAAUGAGGAGGAGGUGGACAUCCUCAGCCUCUCUGAGCCAGUAAAGAUAAACAUCAAGAAGGAGCAGGAAGAGAAACAAGAGGAAGUCAAGUUCUACCUGCCACCAACCCCAGGGUCUGAAUUUAUUGGGGAUGUCACACAGAAGAUUGGGAUCACCCUGCAGCCCGUGGCGCUCCACAGGAACGUGUAUGCGUCCGUGGUGGAGGACAUGAUCCUGAAGGCUACAGAACAGCUGGUGAAUGAUAUCCUGAGACAGGCUUUGGCAGUUGGAUACCAGACAGCUUCUCACAACAGGUAUUACUAUCUCUGCAGUCCGUGGUGUGAGGCUUAUACCUCUUUCCUAACAGUUGAAUUACCCAUGAAGGUGUUUUAUACUUACAUCAAUCCAGUAGGAGGUGGAGAGAGUGCUUAGGACACUCUUAGAGACAGAUGAACUCAAGGGUCUGCUCUGUCAUUUUUAGAGAACCUCGGUUGUGAAAGCUCACUCAGCUUUGCUCAGAGGUUUAUAUCCUCCUCCUCAUUACUUCACAGACACCUAGGACUCUGUUUUAUUACAGGGUUGAAUAAAUAUUAGCUUUGCAAUUAAACAUAACAGUGUCCGUUACAUGUCAGACAUGAGGGCCAAGCAUUGCAUGUAUUACCUUACUUGUUUUUCGUUGCAGAACUGUUAUUCCCUUUUUAAAAAUCAGGAAACCGGGCUUUGAAAGGUAAUCUUACCCAGCUUUCCCAGAAAAUACAGUGGCGACCUGGACUUCCGACUCAGGUCUCACUGGCUCUGAGGCUCCCGGGCUCGCCACUGCUCUUUGCUGACUCUCAUUGUGUUCGAUUGAGACACUGAGUUUCGGUCUUUUCCUAGGCCCUGAAAGAAUGGUAGAUAGGCCACAUCUGCUUUUCUUUCAGAGGAAACGAAUAUUAUUUUAUUGCAUUAUGCUAAAGGCCGUCACAAAUUUAUAAAAUUGUAGCAAAGUGCCUGAGGACAUGAAGGGCCUAAAUCAGAGGAAUAUUAGAUGAAGCUUCACAGGAAUAUAUCAGACAACAUAGACGUCUUUAGAGAAAAGGAGGUGAACCAAGAGUUCCGGUCCUGCUGCCCGCUGUCCUGCUUGGACCCACAAGUGAGCCAGGGGCCUCCUGUGGCUCCUGCUCACCUCUGUGCUCCCUGUUCUGGAGGGGUAGAGUGACUUGGGUGCUUUUGAUGGAACGAUUAACAUCACGCCUGGCCUGGCUUGACUCCAUCUCCCAUCUUUCCAGGAGAUGGGAAAUGCAGUCCCAGAGUUUUGUGGUGCUUUGACUCAGCUUUUGGUCUGCUGAGAGUCACUCACAAAUGUGUCAUUCCGUUCUGCCAUCCACUUUGUUUUCUUUCUCUUUUCUCAGUUCUCAGAAUCUUUUUUCCUAAUCAUUCAACCAACUUGUUGACAUCCUUCUCAUGCCUAUGACUAGGAAGGCAGUCCCCACCCCAGAGUGGCCCUAAGCUAUGUCUGUGGCUCAGGAGCCCUCUCCAGGGGGCCUCUGCCUGGGAUGGUCCCUGUGGUGAGUUAAGUGAAUGAAUGAUGAGAUACGUGUGAGAGAAUUCCACCUGGUAACACCCUUUGUUUUUUGGACCAGGAUUCCCAAAGAAAUUACAGUGAGUAAUAUUCACCAGGCCAUUUGCAACAUUCCUUUUCUGGAUUUCCUCACAAACAAACACAUGGGAAUAUUGAAUGAGGACCAGUGAGCGGAGUGAGGUGCCCUGGAGAAGCAGGCUUUGAAGGCGCAGCGAAGCUGUAACUGAGGACCCUGCUGCUCGGGAAGGAGGUGGUUUCCAGUGCGCCUCGGGAUGUCAUGGCUACCCAACCAUUGCCGCUCCUGUUCCCGCGUGCCACCAGCAUGCUCCACUCCAGAUGAAAUCCAUUGGACAGGAGUUUGUGUCCUCAGUGUGGAGUGAGGCUGUCAGUGGAUACGUGCUUUGUCGGUCAACAUUUCUGCAGUCUCUGUAAAGGCCCCGUGAGACUUGGGCCAGGCCAUGUGCCUCAGGCCCUUCUCCCUGAGUGUGCUCAUGGGGGCUCCUUGGGCCCGCCUCCCCAGGAGAUAGAAAAGGAGUGGCAGGCUAGAGAUUUGAACCAUCUUGUGGGCUGGAGUUACCAGUAGCUCCAGCAGUUAUCCUGAAGAAAGAUUGGGCUUCAGCCUUCAGCAAGUGGUUCUCUCCCCUGCCUGGCCUUGGUGUGGAGGGGCUGUACUCUGAGCCCAAGUGAGUCAGCUAUAGGAAGAGGCCAUACGUAGAGCAAAGAACCAGGAAGGCCUGAGAGACGGCAGACUGAGCAGAAUUCCUUUUUUGAGCACAGGAGCAUUACUAGAACCAUUGUCAAAGCAGUGGCAAGAGACGGAGAGGUCCCAACGGGAGUCGGGAAGAGCUUUGAUUAUAACCAAGAAAACUCUCACUAUGCUAGGAAUAGACAGCGUGCACCAGCCCCGGACACUUGGCAGAAGCGUAGCAGUGUUACACAUGUGUGCGAAGCAGCUUGCAGGCUCCGUGCCAUCUGCAUGGUCUGCAGGAACUGCUGCUGCUGACCCCAUGCUGAGUGGCCAGUGGGGAACAGCCCCCGGCAGGCUCUUCUGGGGUGGUCUGUCCUAUCCGUGGGUUGUGUAUCCUCUUCUCUGUUAAGGAGUUUUUCCCAAGAAGAAAA